AUGCGCGCGACACCCGUCUUUCUUCGCAUCGACACGGACCAAGAGCGCGCGUCGCACCUUCUCUAUGAGAUUCCAAUAGCUACAACAGACUUAGGGUCCCUCUGUGUUAUCAUCGAAGGUAUUCAACGAGUUUUCUUUAGUGUUCAGAGAUCGGGGACGACUUUACCUUCACAGUUCUUAAGACUUGAAGCGUUUGGGAUUACUGAAACGGAGAAAGGUGUAACUAUUUGCCUCAUCACUCCGCGAGCUACUGUUCUGAAUAAUUAUAUCUCGGGGGGCUCUGUAGGCAUCGACGAAAUCAUGUUCUUCUCGAACGACAUAGGUCGCAUAGUCUCCGGGAUCAGUUCACUUGGGAUGACUGGUGUUGUUCUCUAUGAGGAUUUAUAUGUGCGCAAAGACCCGUCGUCGCACGUCCCAACGCUUUGUGUGUCUCCUGUAGUAUUCAUCUUACCCCUCCUCUUACAACAAAUGGCAUUGACUGGGACACAGUCGAUAGCGCCAGAGGUCUAUAAUGGUAUUGCAGAUAGUCGAAUACUCAGUUGGAGCAUUGGAGUCGUGAUGUAUCGAAUCAUUAAAGGCAACUUGCCAUAUAAGAAGUACAUUGGGUGGCAAGCGGUCGAUGUCUCUGACAUCCCAAAUGAUUUAGUUCGCGACGCUGUCGGUCGCUUACUUGAGAUCUCCGACAGAAGAGUGUUUCCUGAGAAUAUCAAUGAAGUUGAGCUGUUUAGAAUAUCCAACGGGUGGAAGAUGUUCCGGAGUGGGGAUGUCCGCAGAUACGUCAAAAGUAUUGAAAUCUCACAGUCAAAAGAGAAAGAGCAGAUCUAUGGAGGACAAAAUGCGGAAGGGUUGAAUGUAGUUAUUUGGGAAGCUAAAAGCACUGAGUUGAUUAAUAUAGUCAAAGAAGCGCGAGUUCUUCGACUUUGUGAGUCGAUUCAUAUCUCCAAUGUUAUAGAUGUGUGUGUCGACAACGAUAAAGUCUAUUUAGUGACUGAAGGAAGUAAUUGUGGAACGUUAGAGAACUAUGUUGAGUACCGUCGAAAGACUUCCGGACUCUCGAAAGACGAGAUCGAGUACUUUAGUAGAGAGAUCAUUAAAGCAGUGAAAUACUUGCGCUUUGAGAAAGGUGUUAUUGUUCAGGACCUUCGGUUAUCAGACUUCUUACUCACCGCUAACCCCGGAGGAAUUCCUUUUGUUAAAAUGGCACGGUGUCGAUCAUGCCGAAAUGCAAGAGAAUGUGAAGGACGUGAAAGAAGUGACUUAAAAGUCCUUGGAGAAGUCCUUCGCGAGAUCACAGGAGAGAAUAAGAUGGAGAUCACGAACAACGGCGGGAUAGUCUUUGAAAACAAAGUCGUGGAAGGACUUCGUGAAGUCGUUCAACUCAUCGCUAUCAAAGAAGAAGUCGACUGGGACUAUUUCUUGAAAGAUCCGUUUGUGGGGGCACUCACUGCAGCACCCGAUAUAUUACUCGGAUGCGAAGAAAAGAUCGAUACAUCGGGAUGCCUUGGCUCACUUGGAAUUGGAAACCAAUGUGGACUUGGAUGCACCAAAAACACUAUCGACGUUGAGAUGAAAAAUGUUGUAUUUAACGCACUUGGAAGAGCUAUCUACUAA
Messenger RNA from Entamoeba invadens IP1, 1611 nucleotides. RefSeq lists its product as hypothetical. The coding region runs from base 1 to 1611 and encodes 536 amino acids. Lineage: Eukaryota; Evosea; Mastigamoebida; Endamoebidae. Gene Ontology annotation, biological process: protein phosphorylation. The record is from RefSeq and is a predicted model, not a curated record. Gene Ontology annotation, molecular function: ATP binding; protein kinase activity. The transcript has a single exon.